AUGUCGUUGAUGGGCCGUCCGAACAAAUUCCCCGCCUGGGUAUUUUUGGGAACCACUAAUGCGUCGAGGACCACAAACCGUUGCCCUUCAUCCUCCCUUCUUUUUUUACCCUUCCCGCCGCCGGUGCCUCAUCUACUGCCCUUUCUAUCAUCUGCUCGGAUCAAAAAUGUCUCCAGAAUCGAUGGAGAAGCCCGGACAAGGCUUGAAAAAUUGGAGCAGACCGUUAAAAACAUCAAGCUCUACCUCCAAGCUAGUAAGCUGCAACAAUGGACCAUGUGGGAGUUUGUUGGGCUCGUCCUCCAAGUGGUUGGAGAAGGAAAGCUCGCCAACGUGAGAGCCGUACAACUCUUUACCGCCCGCGCCCGUGAAGUUAACCGCGGCCUUGCUGCGGGGUAG
This is a messenger RNA of Morchella importuna, 396 nucleotides long. RefSeq lists its product as uncharacterized. NCBI's taxonomy places the organism in Eukaryota, Fungi, Ascomycota, Pezizomycetes, Pezizales, Morchellaceae. The coding region runs from base 1 to 396 and encodes 131 amino acids. The record is from RefSeq and is a predicted model, not a curated record. The transcript has 5 exons.